Molecule: messenger RNA, 2217 nt
Organism: Diospyros lotus (date-plum)
Lineage: Eukaryota; Viridiplantae; Streptophyta; Magnoliopsida; Ericales; Ebenaceae
Product: auxin efflux carrier component 6
Exons: 8
Coding region: 116-1693 (525 amino acids)
Biological process (GO): auxin polar transport; auxin export across the plasma membrane
Cellular component (GO): endoplasmic reticulum; plasma membrane
Molecular function (GO): auxin efflux transmembrane transporter activity
Source: RefSeq, a predicted model, not a curated record
UAUAAACUGCUCCAUGCUUCCCAGUCUCACCCUCUUCCAUUAAAAUUAACCCCCACGAACCAAUUAACGAGCUGCUGAGCUGACACAGAGAGAGAGAGAGAGAGAGAGAGAGACGAUGAUAAGCGCAGAUGAUUUCUACAAGGUGAUGUGCGCAAUGGUGCCGCUGUACUUCGCAAUGCUGGUCGCCUACGCGUCGGUGAAGUGGUGGAAGAUCUUCACGCCGGAGCAGUGCUCAGGCAUCAACCGCUUCGUCGCCGUCUUCGCCGUGCCGGUGCUCUCCUUCCACUUCAUCUCCCAGAACAACCCCUAUCAGAUGGACACCAAGUUCAUCUUCGCCGACACUCUCUCCAAGCUCUUCGUCUUCCUUUCCCUCUCUAUCUGGUCCAUCUUCUUCAACACCCGCGCCGGCGCCGGCGCCGGCCUCGACUGGCUCAUCACCCUCUUCUCCGUCGCCACCCUCCCCAACACCCUCGUCAUGGGAAUCCCUCUGCUCAACGCCAUGUAUGGCCACUUCACCCAGUCCCUCAUGGUCCAGCUCGUCGUCCUUCAAUGCAUCAUCUGGUAUACAUUGUUGCUAUUCCUCUUUGAAUAUAGGGCGGCUACCAUUCUGAUCCAAACCCAGUUCCCCGGCCAUGCGGCCGCCGCCAUUUCCAAAUUCGAGAUCGACGGCGACGUGAUAUCGCUGGACGGCCGAGACCCGCUUUUAACGGAGUCCGAAAUUGACGGCGCCGGCCGUAUCCGCGUCCGCAUCAGACGGUCCGUAUCGUCCGCCCCGGAUUCCGGGCUGUCGUCGUCCAUCGGAAUCACUCCCCGAGCCUCCAACCUCUCCGGCGCCGAGGUCUAUUCCAUCAACACCCCGGCGCAGCCCCACGACUUCCUCCACCCCAAUGCCGACAUCAACUUCGGCGAACUAGCCUUCGGCUACCGCUCAGCCAGUCCCCGGCUGUCCGGGUACGCCUCGUCGGACGCGUACUCGCUUCAGCCGACGCCGCGGGCCUCCAACUUCAAUGAAAUGGACACGAUCACCGCGGGGAGCACCCCAAUGUGGGUGAGGUCACCGGUAGCCGGCGGAAGGGUGUUCCGGCAGGCAUCGCCGGCGGUGAGGAUGGUGUGGGAAUCCCCUGGAAAAUGCCAAGGCGGUGGAGACAGACAUGGAUACAGCUGCAAAGAUGCUGUCGGAGAGAAAGAUCUGAGCUUCAGAGACUGCUCAAAAUUCCCGGAGCAUGACGUAGAAGUAGCAGAUCCAAAGGAGGCAGCAGGAUCCAAACAGGAGAUGCCCAAUGCCGUCGUCAUGCUAAGACUCAUACUGGUCAUGGUCGGAAGAAAACUUUCUCGCAAUCCAAACACCUAUUCCAGCGUCUUAGGCCUUCUCUGGUCUCUCAUCUCAUUCAAAUGGAACGUUGGGGUUCCCAGUUUGGUUAAGUAUUCUAUAAAGAUUAUUUCAGAUGCAGGCCUUGGCAUGGCCAUGUUCAGCUUAGAAAGAGAAAAUUGUAGGAUUAUUCAUGGCCCUUCAGCCGCGGAUAAUUGCUUGUGGCACAAAAAUGGCGUCCAUAGGGAUGGUAAUCCGGUUUCUCGGCGGUCCGGUGCUCAUGUCCGCCGCCUCGUUCGCUGUUGGACUAAGAGGAGAUCGGCUGCACACCGCCAUAGUACAGGCAGCUCUUCCCCAGGGAAUUGUACCAUUUGUCUUUGCUAGGGAAUAUGGGCUGCAUCCAGACAUCUUAAGCACUGGGGUUAUAUUUGGCAUGUUGGUGUCCCUGCCGGUGACCCUCGUCUACUACAUACUGCUAGGCCUGUAAAGAGAAUUAAUUAAUCAAUGUGGAGCCUCAAGUUGUACACAUCCAUUGCGUGCAGCUGAUGAGAUAUAUAUAUAUAUAUGGACUCUGAUGAUUCACGGUGUCAGGCCCUUCAAUUCAACUUGAGGCUUUGGAAAGACCAAAGAUAGCCCCAAAAGUAGGACUUAAAUUCUAUGUAUAGAAUGGUGGUGGCCGAAAGGGAGAUGGGCCGCGAUGAUGGCUAGCCAUCAUUAAGUUAGGAGACUAGCUACUUUCGUUGUUUGUUGUGAGGAAGAAAGUUACUGCACACCAAAUGUUUAUUAUUUUGACUGAUCGAAAGAAGAAAAGGUAGCAUCAUUAGUUCCAUCUCUUGUCUUGCUUUUCUUCCUAGCUAGCUCCUAUGGUGCGCCAUUCUUUCUCUCUGUCGUUUUGGUUUUGGAAACAA